Molecule: messenger RNA, 3585 nt
Organism: Thermochaetoides thermophila DSM 1495
Lineage: Eukaryota; Fungi; Ascomycota; Sordariomycetes; Sordariales; Chaetomiaceae
Product: putative glycerol transporter protein
Exons: 4
Coding region: 1-3585 (1194 amino acids)
Biological process (GO): GPI anchor biosynthetic process
Cellular component (GO): endoplasmic reticulum
Molecular function (GO): protein binding
Source: RefSeq, a predicted model, not a curated record
AUGAGCUCCUACGAAGAGCCAAACAACCCCGAACUCGAGUCCUUCCGCCAGCAAUGGCGGGCCGAGGUCCAGGCUAGAGCCGCUCGACACGCAUCCUCAUCUCAACGUCAGCAACAUCACCAACAUCAUGAAUCCCACGCUGGACCCUCCUCCACAUCCCCCGCCCAACCCAUCCGAGUCACAACCCCGCGGGGUAAGCCCCCUGCGUCAGCGAAGAAGACAGUCGUUAAGGAUUCUGAGGACGACUACGUCCGGUCGCAGCCGUUUGAUGAGCCCGUUCACGCAGCAGGAGCUGCUCAAGGGGAGAAGGGCAAGGGCGCAGCGGGUACGCAGCAAGAGCCGGUCACGGCGCUGGAACAUUAUGAACGGGCUGUGGAAAAGGAGGCGGCAGGGAAUCUGGGGGAGAGUUUGAGGUUGUAUCGGAAGGCUUUUCAGAUGGACGACCAGGUCGACCAGAAGUACAGGAACAAGCACUUCCCCAAAAAGCCUGCGCCGGUUUCUUCCUCAACUUCUGCAACUGGGGCAGGUUUUAAGACAACCCCAACCUCUACGCAAAAGCAAGAACCUUCACAACCCAUUCCCCUCAAAGACCUCAUCGAAAGCUUCUCCUCCCUGACCAUCACCCCCGCGCCGCCCGUCAUCGAGGGCACGCCCCCUCCCCCGUGCCCAAUCGCCUCCCUCCCCGAGGAAAUCCUCGUCCAAAUCCUUGAAGACGUCGCCAUCAAUGACGUCGGCGACUUCGUUCGCCUUUCCCUCGUCUGCAAGCGCUUCGCUUACCUAGUCGCCACCGAAGACCGCAUCUGGCGACGCAUCUGUUUGGGCUCUGAGUUCGGCUUCGGCGGCAUGCAUUACUACUGGCAGUGUCAGAUCACCUGGGAGCCGUUGACCGAGGCCGAUCUGAUCCGCGAAGCGGAGGAGUCCUCCAACGCUCAAGAUGACCCCAAUACCUCGGGAACGACCACCCCAACGACAACAACAUCAUUUCCAGCCCCAGCCCUGACAUUAGCAGCUCGCGCGCGCCUCCACGCCGAAGAAAAGCGCGCUGUAACCCUCGCUUUUUACAACUCACCCUUGUACUCCUCCUCCUGGCAACGCAUGUGGCGUCUGCGCCCGCGCAUCCGGUUUAAUGGAGUCUACAUCAGCACGGUGAACUACAUGCGACCCGGCCUGGGGGUCAACCAAGUGACCUGGGGCGCGUCGCCGAUCCACAUUGUGACGUACUACCGGUAUUUAAGGUUUUUCAGAGACGGGACGGUAAUCAGCCUGUUGACGACCGCCGAGCCGGGGGAGGUGGUGCAUCAUCUUACGAAGGAGUACGUUGCGCAGUUUGCGGGGCAAAAUAACAUCCCCGCCGGGGCGAACUUGCCCGGGGCGGUGAUGAGGUCUGCGUUGAAGGGACGGUGGAGGAUGGCACGGGAGGGAGAGAACCCGGGGGCUUCGUUGAGCGAGAUUGAGGGGGAUGUGAUUGUUGAGACGGAGGGAGUGACGACCCUGCCUUCAACCAACUUCAACACCAACGCCAACGCCAACACUACACCUCUCUCCUACACAAUGACCCCUAGACAAAAAGGAGGAGGCGGCAGCGGCGGGCCGAUAUCCUUCUUCAAAAGCGUCUACGACCUCGAGACCCUCGACACGCGCUUUGUGGUGCCAGCCUCCGUCCCCUACCGCGCCGCCGUCGCCGACCCGUCUUUUGGCAAGCCCGACAAGCGUGCGACGGCCCCCAGAUGGCAUACAUUUGAGUUUUGGGUGUAUUAUCUGGUGUUUGCGACCGCCGUGCCAUAUAUGUUUUGGGUGGCGUAUGAUGUGUCGAGACCGGAGGAUCCUAGGUAUAAGAAGUAUCAGAAGUACUUGUCUGAUGGUUGGAUUCCGGGGAGGAAGAUUGUAAGCCUCUACAACCCCUCUCCUCCCCCCCCCCGGUCCCCGCCCUUCAGCCUUCAGAGCGUCAUUCAAGACAGGAGGGACGAAGCUAACCAUCACCAGGACGUCUCCGACGCGCAAUACCACACCUUCCGCACAAACCUGCCCUACAUGGCGCUGCUGCUCAUCCUGCAUCCCCUUGCUCGCAAGCUCUGGAACACUCUAGUCCAUCCCAUCCCCGCCGACGCAGCUACCUCCCCCUCCGAAGCGGCCGCCGACCUGCGCCAGCGCCAGCGCACCUCUUUCGACUAUGCCUUCGCCCUGCUCUACCUUGUCGCCCUGCAUGGGUUCUCCGCAGCUAAGAUCCUGCUGAUCCUGGCGGCGAAUUAUAGGCUGGCGACAAGCCUGCCGAAAAGGUGGAUCCCUGUUGCGACGUGGACGUUUAAUAUCUGCAUCUUGUUCGCCAAUGAGUUGUGUCAGGGCUAUCGGUUUAGGGAUAUGGCGAUGUUGUGGACGGGGCCAGUUAAGAAGGGUGAUCCGGUCCCGCCGGUGGUGCAGCUAGGUAGAUGGUUGGAUCGGCAUGGGGGGUUGAUUAAUCGCUGGGAGAUUUUGUUUAACAUUACUGUUUUGAGGCUGAUCAGCUUCAAUUUGGAUUACUACUGGAGCUUGGACAGGAGGGCAUCCAGUCCGAUCGAGGUUCGUCUUGUCCCCUCCCACUUCUGUCUCUACCGAAACAAAUCUAAUGUCCCCAAGAAGAAACAACUAGACCCCUCCUCGCUCUCCGAACGCGACCGCGUUGCCCUCCCCGCCCCCUCUCACGCCUUCACCUUCCGCACCUACCUCGCCUACGCCAUCUACGCACCUCUCUACCUCACCGGCCCUAUCCUCACCUUCAACGACUACAUCUCCCAAUCGCGGCACCGCCCUGCGACCAUCUCCGGCGCUCGCACCCUCCGCUACGGCAUCCGCUUCUUUUUGGCGCUAUUAGCAAUGGAAAUCAUUUUACAUUAUGACUACGUCUGCGCGAUCAGCAAGGCCCGGCCCAAUUGGUCCUCCUAUACCCCGGCGCAGCUCUCACUACUCUCUUACUUCAACCUGCACCUAAUCUGGCUCAAGCUCCUUCUCCCCUGGCGCUUCUUCCGACUCUGGUCCCUUACAGACGGGAUUGAUCCCCCCGAAAACAUGCUCCGCUGCGUGAGCAACAAUUACUCGACUCUCUCCUUCUGGCGCGGGUGGCAUCGUAGCUACUAUCGCUGGCUCCUGCGAUACAUCUACAUCCCGUUGGGCGGCACCGACUUCUCGAGUGCCGCCAAGGCAGUCAAGAGCGUGGUGACGUACCUGACGGUCUUUACUUUCGUUGCCCUAUGGCACGACAUCAAGCUUAACCUCCUCGUCUGGGGAUGGCUGAUCGUACUAUUCUUCCUUCCCGAGAUUGCAGCUAACUAUCUAUUCCCCAAACGGAAGUGGGAGGCUGCGAGGCCGACUGCGUACAGGAUGUUGUGCGGGGUUGGGGCGGUGGGGAAUGUGUUGAUGAUGAUGAUGGCGAAUUUGGUUGGUUUUGCCGUGGGACUGGACGGGUUGGAGAGUAUUAUCAAAGGGAUUUUUAGGGAAUAUCAGGGAUUGGUGUUCUUAGGGACCGCGUGUGGAGCGUUGUUUGUCGGGAUACAGGUUAUGUUUGAGAUUCGGGCGGGAGAGUUGAGGAGAGGGGUAAAUUUGAAGUGUUGA